CCCCGCCCCGGGCCACCGCGGCGCGGGCAGUGUGGCCAUGGCGGGGCCGGGCGUCGGGCGCCGAGCUGCGGGGCUCCCCCUGCGCCGCUGGCUGCAGCCGCUGGCCGGGGCGCCGCGCUCGGAGCCGGCCCGGAGGGGCCGAGCCAGCGCGGCCGGAGCAGCCGCUGCGGCGCAGGGCGAGCGGCGGCUGAAGGGCCCCGAGGAGCUGCCGGGGCCGGGGCUGCUGCGCUCCCUGUACUGGAUCUUCGUGCGCGGCUACCUGCUGCAUACGCACCAGCUGCAGAUUACGUUCCGGAAGCUUUACGGCCCCAUGUGGAAAUCCACCUUUGGGAAGUACAAGAACGUGAACAUCGGGAGCCCGGAGAUCCUGGAGCAGCUGCUGAGGCAGGAGGGGAAAUACCCCAUGAGGAGCGACAUGGCCCUGUGGAAGGAGCAUCGGGAUAUCAGGCAGCUGCAGUACGGCCCGUUCACCGAGGAAGGGGAACGCUGGUACCGCCUGCGCCAGGUUCUCAACCAGCGGAUGCUCAAGCCGUCGGAGGCCACGCUGUACACGGGGGCCAUCAACGAGGUGGUGUCGGACCUGAUGGCCCGGCUGCAGGUGGAGAGGGCGGGGAGCCCCUCGGGGGUCCUGGUGGGGAACGUGACCAACCUGCUCUACAGCUUCGCCCUGGAAGGCAUCUCCUACAUCCUCUUCGAGACCCGCAUCAGGUGCCUGGAGCAGGAGAUCCCCGUGGAGACGCGGCGCUUCAUCGACGCCAUCGGCCUCAUGCUGAAGAACUCCAUCUUCGCCACCAUCCUGCCCCAGUGGAGCCGGGAGCUGCUGCCCUUCUGGAACCGCUACCUGGAGAACUGGGACAUCAUCUUCGCCUUCGGCAAGAAGCUGAUUGACAGGAAGAUGGAGGAGCUGGAGGUGCAGCUGGAGCGAGGCGAGCAGGCGUCGGGCUACCUGAGCUACCUGCUGGCCAGCGGCAAGCUGAUGCCGGAGGAGGUGUACGGCAGCGUGGCGGAGCUGCUCCUGGCCGGCGUGGACACGACGUCCAAUACCUUGUCCUGGGCCCUCUACCACCUAGCCAGGAGCCCAGAGACCCAGACCUCCUUGUACCAGGAGGUGAACAGUGUCGUCCCCGGAGAGCAGAUCCCCAGCGCCCAGGAUCUCGCCAAGAUGCCGCUGCUUCGGGCCAUUAUCAAGGAAACGCUCAGGCUGUACCCCGUGGUCCCCACCAACUCCAGGGUCAUGGUGGAGAAAGACGUCGUCAUUGGAGGCUAUCACUUCCCGAAGAACACGCUCUUCGUCCUGGCUCACUACGCGAUGGCGCACGACCAGACCAGCUUCCCGGAACCCGAGCGUUUCCUGCCCCAGCGCUGGCUCCGGGGCCACGGCUCCGCCCACCACCCCUUCAGCUCCAUCCCCUUCGGCUACGGGCUCCGCGGCUGCCUGGGCCGGCGCAUCGCGGAGCUGGAGAUGCACCUGGCUCUGGCCAGGAUCAUCCAGACGUUCGAGCUGCGGCCGGAUCCCCGUGGCACGGAGGUGAAGUCGGUCUCCCGCAUUGUCCUGGUGCCCAACAAGCCCAUCAACCUGCAGUUCAUUGCCCGCCAGCCGGCCCCCUGAGCGCGCCCACCCCGCUUUGCUCAUCCCAGGGCCCCAUCCGAGUCCGCCCCUCACCUGGGCCUUCCGGGCAAGACAGGUCUGCCCUGGGCCCAGCUCUCUCCCCGUUAGGCCCUGGGGAUGGCAGCUGCUCACGGGUCAGGGUGUAGGUGGGAUCUCGGCUGGCGUGGGCAGGGCAGCCGUGUGGUCUCCAUGUAGCUGGAAUCAAUGGGCCAAAGGUGUUCCUGCGUCCGUCGCACUCCAGCCUUACAGGGUGUUGAACAGGGUCUGGGGUUCGCGGGCGCAGCCGGGGCCGUCCGGACACCCUGGCAAAUGCCCCGGUUGCCUUUCACUAGCGAUCCCCAAACCGGGGAGAAGCAGCGCCAGCCUGGAACCGGGCAGGGCUAAGUCAGGCCUGGCUGGGAACGGGAAGGAAAAGGCACCAGGGGUGACUCUCAGCUGGCACUGAGGACGUCCUGGGACAGAGGAGAGGUUAGUGGAGAUGGGCCGGAGCUGGCUGUCAGCCCAGGGGUGGCAGGAUAUGGCUGGCACCGGCAGAGGCAGCCCUGCCAGCUGGGUCCCUCUGCUCAGCGUGAGGAAGGCCGGGGGGCAAGUGGUGCCAGUCUCCUUUGGAGGAUGCAGCCACAGCGAUGGGGAGCCUAGCUCCCAUGCCCCCCACAUUGCUUUGUCUGCCCAUUAGGCCUAACAGCCCGCUCACCCAUUGUGGUUCGUUCAUUUCCGGACCUCCCCACCCAGGCUGUGUUCACCAGGCCUGAGCUCCCCCGGCCAGGCGUUUUGCUGGGACCACUUUGGCCUGGCUCCCUUUGCCCAGCAAGAUGUGCCCAGCUUGAACUGAGGGUAUGUUGGUGGGUCUGGCUAUCGCCCCAGCUCCCGGGGAUGGGUCAGGGCCUCCCGCUGCUUGGGGGGGCUGGGGUCCCCGUUAACCAUGAAAGCACCGAGCCGGAGGUGCCGCUGCUCUGAUCCAAAGAGCAAACUCCGCAUCUCCCCCCUCGGCGUCGUUGGAAUUCCCCGCAGCAGCAGGGACCCGAAGAGCAGCUCGCCCCCCCUCGCCCUGCCCCAGGGGCUGCCCGUUCCAGGCUGGGCGGCGGGAGGGGUUGGGGGGGGUUGCCCCAACGUGCCCCCACCACUCUAGCACCACCUAGCCCCUGCCCCCCGCCCACGGCAGAGGAACCUCUGCACCGGGACAGUCUGUCUCGGGCACCGCCAGGGGGGACCCGGCCAGGCCUGGCCGGAGCUGGGCUGCAGCGGGCUCCACUAACCUCCCUGCCACCGGCCUGUGACGAACGCAUAGGGCUGGGUGCCAGGACUCCUGGGUUCGAACUCCGACACUGACGCCGACUCUCAUGCCCGCCCUGGCCCGGAGGCCCUCUGGUGAGCGACCUGCCGCGUGCCUGCAACCUCCCAGCUUCCCCGGGGGGCCAGGGCCGGGGGCUGUCAGCGCUGCCCCAGGCGUGGGGGGGUCCUGUAGCCCAGCUGGGCAGCAAUAAAGCAACGUGCGCUUAUGCUCCUGCA
Messenger RNA from Caretta caretta (loggerhead turtle), 3118 nucleotides. It is a transcript of the gene CYP27A1, whose product is annotated as cytochrome P450 family 27 subfamily A member 1. The record is from RefSeq and is a predicted model, not a curated record. Gene Ontology annotation, cellular component: mitochondrial inner membrane. Gene Ontology annotation, biological process: cortisol metabolic process; cellular response to peptide hormone stimulus; glucocorticoid biosynthetic process. Lineage: Eukaryota; Metazoa; Chordata; Testudines; Cheloniidae. Gene Ontology annotation, molecular function: monooxygenase activity; oxidoreductase activity, acting on paired donors, with incorporation or reduction of molecular oxygen; iron ion binding.